AUGCCCCGCUGCCGUGUCCGGACGGCUACCACGACGGUGCCGGAGGCGCGGACCUCCCGCACGACGGUGGUGGAGGUGGUUCCCUCCCGCUCGGCCUUGGUGCUGCUGCUCCCGUCGCUUGGAUCUUCUCUUCGGUCUUCUUGGCCUCAUGGUGGUGCUCGCAGCGAGACGGGAAAAGCUUACCUUCUGCCGGCUGAUCGCGUGCACUCCUCCGCCGGCUCCGUGGUCGUCAGAUCUACGCUUUAUCAGAUGGUCGAGAGCACUCCCGCGUCCGCUGAAGGUAUACACCAGGUCAGCUCGGAGAGGAACAAUGUUCUUCAUUUGGCCGCGGAUCAAGGGCAUGACGAGCUAAUACGGGAGCUCUACACCAGCUUUCGGGACAAGACCUUGCUCUCUUCCCCCAACUCGGCUCUGGACACGCCGCUGCACUGCGCGGCGAUGGCUGGGCAUGAGAUGGCCGUGUCGCUCCUCAUCCAGCUCGCUAUGGACAGCGGAGAUCAGAGCAUCUUGUGCUGCAAGAACGAGGCUGGGGACACGGCUUUGCAUCUAGCGGCAAGGCUCGGCCAUGGCGCGGCAGUUGAGGCUAUGAUCUCUGCAGCGCCAGGGCUGGCCUCUGAGGUUAACACCGCUGGCUUGUCGCCGCUCUACUUGGCAGUGAUGAGCAAGUCGGCACCCGCUGUCAGAGCGAUAACGACCAGAUGCAGCCAUGCGUCGGCUGCUGGCCCGAGCUCGCAGAAUGCUCUGCAUGCCGCAGUCUUCCAGGGCUCAGAAAUGGUCAGCCUACUACUGGAUUGGAAGCCAUCUGGCCCAUCCCUGGCCAGCAAAGCUGAUGGCACUGGCAGCACUCCACUCCAUUUCGCUUCGUCUGACGGCGACCGCUCCAUCGUAGGUGCCAUCCUGCGGGUUGCACCGCACGCGGUGCGCAUGCGGGACUCGGCCGGCCUCUCUGCUCUCCACGUGGCGGCGAGAAUGGGCCACACCCACGUGGCCGAGGCAUUGAUGGAGGCCUGCCCCGAUGCUACCGAGCUCCGGGACGACCGCGGCGGGACCUUCCUGCAUGCCGCGGCCAGGGGAGGCCACUCCAGGGUCGUGUCGUUUGCCAUGAAGAAACCGACGCUCCGCAGCCUCCUCAACACGCAUGAUGGAGAUGGCAAUACGCCGCUGCACCUCGCGGUGGCCGCAUGCGCGCCCAGCGUCGUGGAGGCCUUGAUGUGGCGUGGCGAAUUGUGUGCCGACGUCAUGAACAACGAAGGGCACACGCCGUUGGAUCUCGCAGCUAGAUCAACCAGUUUCUUCUCCAUGUUGGCCUUGGUGGUGACGCUGGCCACGUUCGGGGCACAAUCUCAGCCUCAGAGGCGGGACCAUGUGGAGCAAUGGAGGGGCCGUGACAUAGCGCAAGGGAUCGAGAAGAUGUCCGACAGCCUAGCGGUGGUCGGUGUGCUCAUCGCCACUGUGACCUUCACCGCCGCCAACAAUGUGCCGGGUUCCUAUGAGCAAGCUGACGGCACGGCACCCGACAAGAGGGUGUUCAAGGGCAUGGCGGUGCUACAGGAGAAGAUCCUCUUCCAAUUCUUCCUGAUCCUCGACAGCUUCGCCCUGGUCACCUCCGUGCUUGCCGUGAUCCUUCUCGUCUUUGGGAAGGCGUCGCGCUCCGCGGGGUCGUGGAAGAGCUUCGCGGCGGCGCUGCACUGCAUAUGGGUGUCGCUGGUCAGCAUGUUCAUUGCCUUCUACGCAGCUCUCGCUGCGGUGACGAGCACGGAGGCGCUCUACCGUAUCAUCUACCACGUCAUAUACAUCGGUUUCGCCCUACUAUACGGCACGGUCGUAACUUUGAUCGUGCCGGUGUCGACCUGCACACUUUGGAAGGCUCUCUGGUGCACCGUCUUGAAAGGAAGGCGCAACGUCCUCGGGAGGCAUCUCAAGCAGCAGUAUCCAGUCGCCCGCGCUUACGCACCCCACCUGAUUCUUUUCAUGGCAACAAAUUAUGUAGCGAUUGCCGGUUUCGUCGCAGUCUCUAUCUUGAGCGAACAAGCCGCCAGAGAGGCGAGGCAUCCUGGGGCACCUGCGCCUGCGCCUUCCUCUGCUCUCCUCUCCUAG
This is a messenger RNA of Triticum aestivum (bread wheat), 2097 nucleotides long. RefSeq names its product ankyrin repeat-containing protein At5g02620-like. The transcript is spliced from 5 exons. The record is from RefSeq and is a predicted model, not a curated record. Gene Ontology annotation, cellular component: plasma membrane. Gene Ontology annotation, molecular function: protein binding. Lineage: Eukaryota; Viridiplantae; Streptophyta; Magnoliopsida; Poales; Poaceae. Bases 1 to 2097 code for a protein of 698 amino acids.